AUGAAUCCCCCGCCAAGCAAUGAGGAGAACAUCAUGGGAGUUGUGCGUUGCAUGCACAUAAAGGGAAGUAGUCACAACCCGUUCAUGACGUACAAAAAACGUUUUUGGGUCGUGGAUCAGUCACAGGGUCGUCUGGAGGUCUACAAGAAUGACCAGGAACCCUUUCCACUGACAAAGUACCCCGCCUCGGAGGUGCGUGGAGUCGUCUUCUCAGGGUACAAGCAAAACAAAUUUUAUGGCCUUUCUUUGCAGCUGCGACACUCUGUAAACAUUAGAUUUCGAUUUAACUCCAUGGCUGAACGAGAUCGCUGGUACGCCGCCAUCACGCGACUCAUCGAACGUUAUGCGGCAUACAAUCGUGACCAAAAUGUUUUGCGUGUUGCCCAACGACGAACGAUGGCCGCGGAGCGUUCGCUCGGCGUAAGCAUUACACUAGCUAUUGCAGGUUUGAGUGACAUUCCCGAUGAUCUUCUGCAGUAUUUGGUUGAGGCAGUGGAUAUGGCAAUUGACACCAUCUCUGCGGUGGUUCACAAGUAUGGCAGCGAAAACGACAUUCCGCGGCGGUACACUCUCACAGUGGCUGCUGCUGGGUCGCAACCCAACACUGAGCCGCAGUAUGAUCCCACUACGCGCAGUCUCGUAUUGAAUGUAACAAUUGCCCGAGAUAUGCUGGGGAAUGUGUGUUUUCAUGUUGCAGAUUCAAAUGACAUUAUGAAAAUAACUCAAUCACAUGUAUGGCGAGAUCCAUGCAUUGAGGGAUGGCUUACCACAAAUAAAAGUUGUGUUGCUGUUUGUCGUGAGAUUGGUGAGAUGCUAGGACUCAAAAAGCCUUUCCCUUUCACAUUUCAAUGGAGACAAAACUUGAGAGACACGGCACGCGUGGAACAAUACCUGCGUCGUUACGUACACGAGGAUUUUUUAAGAGAUGUACAGCGACAGAUUGUGGAGGUGGCAGAAGACUUUGGACGUUCCGAGGGUGCUGCAGAAGAAUCUGUGUACAUCAAGUACAUUGGAGAGUACGUCUCCGGGAUAGCCAUUACACUUGACGAGAAGACUGUGAACGCCAGUAAGCCACCCGAGCUGUUUGUGACGACUACGUUUGAAUAUCAACAACGUUGUAGGCAUGCUGUGGUGAUGAUAUCUAGGUACUUUGAAGCAUAUCAGAAGCCGCGUGUUUUAGCUCGAUCCCUCCGUGAUCAGCUUGUAAACGUUAUUAUUCUUGCAGAUCUCGGCAAACACAUGAGUGAGGUUAGAGCCUCCUUGUCGCAUGCAUUGGGCGGACAUGGAGAUGUCAAGAUUAUAUGGGGGAAUCUCCUAAUUGCCUGCGCAAAAGUUGGUGUUCCGCUUCUUCUUCGCAAUUUAUCGCAUUUAGUGCUUUCAUGCAGUAACAUUUACCUGGGACGACUUGAGAGCCUUCAACAGCUUUCGAGUGGAUUUGAGUCCUCUACUGAGGGAUAUAGUCCACUUUUUGGAAUGAUGUUUAGAAAUAUAUCUUCUAUAGUCGUGGACUUUGUUCCAUUUGUGGUUGGGCAGACGAAAAGUCUGCCUGAUCCACAGAUUCAGCAGAGCAUUUUGACAGAUUACAUUCUCUGUUCAACGGAGGAGCAUCAAGCAGCCAUGAUGGAUCUUGUUAGCAAAUGGCGUGUUGCACCUCAGGCCAAUCAUGCCUACGCAGUUGUCUCGCAGUUAUUUAUAUUUCCUUCUAUGCCUGUUGCCAUGUUCAAGGAAUGGUGUGAGGAUAAUUUACGAGAUAUCCUGGAACCAAGCAGGAGCAUCUACAUUGGCGGUGACUCAGGUUCGUGGUCUUCCACUUCUUCCGACGACUUGGGAGACGCGGUGGCAUUUGAGCGUAGUGCGGAAACACAAGUCCUUGACAUUCACCGUGUGGUGAGUUUAGUGUACGACUCCCAAGUUGCUUCUGUGAAUCUUAAGAUUGGUGCCGACGCCAUUAUUGAUGCUAUUCAAUCCCUUGAGGCGGCCUUUGAGAAUCGUCGUAUCCGCAAACAUGACUUGGUGCGAGUGCUAGUCUCCAAUUUGCGUCGGCUUCGUCUCAUGUAUAGCUACACCCUUGGAGGUGAGAUGGCAACGUCGCUCGACCUUCCAUCUGCCGUGACUUUAUUAUAUGAAUUAUGUGAAUACGAAGAGAGUGUGGCAGGGAUAGAGGAACGGCUGCGAGAGUAUGCGGUACAACAAAAUAAAACACGAUUUGAAACGGGGAAUGAACCAAUUGUGGAUAACAACGAUGCCUCUACCAAUUUAUUAAGGCAGAUGUACGACUUUCAGUGUGUGUCACGGGUGGCGUUGAACCAUUUACUGCCGCUUGAGGCAAAGAUAGCUCGGCGGGGGUGGCGUGUGGGUUUUGUAGCUGGUUUGGAAAGCGUUGGAAAAACGCUUAUCCUGAACUCUUUAAGAGGUCUUGUGCAAUCCACUGUUCCGACGGUUGGUCUUUCACAGCAGGUGGUGGCCUUUCAGGAAUGGAUAUUUUCUAUGAAAGAACUUGGUGGCCGCAAGACGUUCCGAGACAAUUGGCGUUAUUAUGUAGAACGCAUGAAGGAGAUUGAUUUUUUGUUUUUUGUGGUGGACAGUAUGAAUAAGGGUGGUCUCAAGGAUGUCGCAGCCUAUUUGCGUGCCGUCACCGAUCAUUUUAGCACCGUGCCACUUGUGGUUGUGUUUAACAAUUAUCGCGCGGGUUCCCGUGGAACGCCCUCUUUAAAGGAUUUGGAGACUUCUAUCAAGUUGGAUGUGGUGCGCCACCGCCAGACAGAUCGCAGUGUUUUUGUUGGAGCCUGCGACAUCACUGUGGUGAGCUCCGCCCACCGCACACUGCCUCCAACACUUUUGUCUGCUCUAAAUGAGCUAAGCACGUGCCUUCUUCGGGUUUCGUCACCAGAGCGUACGCCUGUGAAACCAAAGGCAGGUGGCACGGUAGAAACCAUGAUGAAGAGACUGUCAUCGUCGCUUUCAUGGAGGCUAUGA
Messenger RNA from Trypanosoma rangeli, 2976 nucleotides. RefSeq names its product putative ADP-ribosylation factor-like 2, arl2. The coding region runs from base 1 to 2976 and encodes 991 amino acids. Gene Ontology annotation, molecular function: GTP binding; GTPase activity. Gene Ontology annotation, cellular component: cytoplasm. Gene Ontology annotation, biological process: intracellular protein transport; vesicle-mediated transport. The transcript has a single exon. NCBI's taxonomy places the organism in Eukaryota, Euglenozoa, Kinetoplastea, Trypanosomatida, Trypanosomatidae. The record is from RefSeq and is a predicted model, not a curated record.